Prorocentrum cordatum is the source of this 441-nucleotide messenger RNA. The record is from the annotation of a GenBank genome assembly. NCBI's taxonomy places the organism in Eukaryota, Dinophyceae, Prorocentrales, Prorocentraceae.
AUGUUCCAGUGCCCACGCCGCAGGCGGCGUCCCGCGACGCCGCCCCUGCGGGCGGCCUGCGCGGAGCUGGCGGCCCCACCUCCCCCAGCAGUGCCCGGAAGGGCAGCGGCUGUUGCGGCGCCGCGCGGAGAAGUCCCACGGGCGCAGCACGCCAGAUGCGCGAGCCGUGUGGCCGUGCGCGGCGCACCGCCAGAGGAGGCGCCGCAGGCGGCUUCGGCGGCGUCGGCGGCAGCGAAGUGGUCGCGGGGAGGGCAGGCUCACAAUGGCAGCUGCGCCGGCCGCUGCGAAACCUCACUCCUUCGUGCUGGCCCAGCGCGUCCCCAGCAGCCAGCAGGCAGCUGCCUCAGUUUCUCACGUCCUGUGCACGCGUGGGCGCGCACCCACAGGGCUGGCUCCUUGUCCGCGCAGCAGCCUGCCAGGAGGACGGUCUGGGCCUACUAG